CACAAGUGACGAAGUAAAUGUGCAAACUUUGAAUGACGGCGGUAUUUCGAGAACAUCUUUAUUUUGAGUACAGUUUCAUUGUACCAAUAUGAUUAAACUGUAACCCCUUUUAUUUCAGUUUUUUUUCAUGCAUUAAUCUGUCUCGUAUAGUAUGUAGCUAGGUAGCCUGUCUGCUGUAUUUUUUCCUUGCUACGCACUGUGUUGAGCCAGUAAUUAUACAGCUAGGCUACUGCCGCAACUUCAACUUGGUCCAGGUCCAGAAGUGAGUGUUUUAUAACGUUAUGGCCGAGGAUGGAGAAGGUAGCAGCCAGCGCCUUCGGAGCUUGAAGAGCCGUCUUAUCGAGAUUUUGAGUGCCGAUCCUGAUCAUGUGUUGCAGCACGCAGACUCGCUCGGCCUACUUACAGAUCAACAGUACAAACAAGUCAAAGCCGUAACAGACCCAAGUGCAAACAUUCGAGACCUACUGGAUAAUGUUACCCAGAAAGGGGAUGCGUCUUCAAAAAUAUUUCUCCAACUGUUGAAGGGCAAUGCUAUGCAAGAAACAUUUCCCAUGUUGGAUUGCCUGUGUAAACUGCCAGAGACCCACAAUCAAUCUACAGCUGUUUUUGUGUUGGCGACAGCUGAAAAACAAAGGAAACGAGAGGCUGCUGCAUCGGAGGAUGUUACACCAGCCAAACAGGCAUCCAGGGGUGGUCCGAGUCUGGUAGAGGAGAAGCAGCUGAUGAAGCUGGCUCGUAACAUUGGGACUUCCUGGAAAGAGAUCGGAAGGCUGGCCCUGGACAUCGGCACUGUGAAGCUGGAGCAGAUCGAGGAGGACCACCCCAACAGCCACAGAGAGCGUGUGUUCGCCAUGCUGCUGUGCUGGCGAACGAGCCAGAGGCAGGAGGCCACGGCAGCCCGGCUCCAUGCCCUGCUCUGCCAGGACGACUGGGCGCUGCCACCAGACAGUAUCGACUUCCUCCUGGAGCCCAGAUGAGCCCCUCACAGGCUGCAUCCAUCAUGGCUGCCUCUGCAGGUUUCCCUGCAGUGUUAGCCUGACUGAUUACAUAAUAGUGGGAACUUUGAUAUUGACUUUAUAUUCCGUAGGCCUAUUUUGUACUCUGGUUUGAUGUGUUCGAUCAUGUUCUAAAGCUUAGUGAGACUGGGAUCCCCAUAAGCUGACAUCUGAAUAACAGCAGGUCCUCACAGGUUUACACAAGACAGGACCAUAAACAAAUCCAAAUCUUCCAAGGGACAGUUGUCACUUUAUUAUCCAACGAUAAUAGUCAACUCCAAUUAUGUUUUAUAUCCUUCUGAAGUGCUUUUUUAUCCAACUGAGAUAAUUUUAUGAUUACUAUGUGAUGCGUAAAUGGAAAUCGAUUGUAAUUGAUUGUUGUCCUUUGCUGUGUAGCCUAUGUGCCUAUUUCCUGUUAGUCACUAAAUUAUGUAAAAUUGUGAAAGAUGAGGAAUGCAUAGUGGUGCGUUUAUUUUAUUUUUUUACUAGAAUUGUAUGCUUUGUAUUCUGCCUUAUAGCGGCUUCUGAAAAUUCCAGGAAUAAAAUAGUCUCAUAACGAUUACUCAUUCAUCAACA
This is a messenger RNA of Hypomesus transpacificus, 1571 nucleotides long. RefSeq lists its product as uncharacterized. Gene Ontology annotation, molecular function: protein binding. The record is from RefSeq and is a predicted model, not a curated record. Gene Ontology annotation, biological process: regulation of apoptotic process; signal transduction. Bases 282 to 977 code for a protein of 231 amino acids. The transcript has 4 exons. NCBI's taxonomy places the organism in Eukaryota, Metazoa, Chordata, Actinopteri, Osmeriformes, Osmeridae.